Messenger RNA from Triplophysa rosa, 5142 nucleotides. It is a transcript of the gene iffo2b, whose product is annotated as intermediate filament family orphan 2b. NCBI's taxonomy places the organism in Eukaryota, Metazoa, Chordata, Actinopteri, Cypriniformes, Nemacheilidae. The record is from RefSeq and is a predicted model, not a curated record. The transcript has 9 exons. The coding region runs from base 490 to 1935 and encodes 481 amino acids.
UGCGCGCUGCGCUGAUGGGGGCGGAGAGUUUGAUGCGGUAUCUCCACUUGCCCUCUUUAGGACCAUGAAACACGAUCCCGUCGCGCAGGUAGCGUGGGGUAUAAAACAGUCCUGCGAUCACUGGGCCCAUCCGACCAAAAGACAAGAACCAUGAGAAAAACAUCAGCGUGAUCGGAGAGUUUGAGCACCCGCAACACGUGCUGCGUUAUUAUCAAUGAGAUGAGACGCAGAUCUCCAGAUGAGCCACAGAGUUACACACUCAGAAGAUGAGCUGACGCUCCUUCAAUCCUCCUCACUUCCACGGAGAAAAUGAUGCUUUCCCCCGCAAGAAUAGACAGAUAAUGCUGGCAUUGCUUAUUUCUGCUCAAUGACGCUCGGAGGCUUUUGCGCAAGUAAAGAGGACUGCAUGGACACAUCCACUUUGGAGAGGGUUCUAAUGAUUUCAACAUAGUACGUUUUUAUAGAUCGUUUGUAUUUUUUCAUAAAAGUAUGAGCUCGUUGUUGUUCGGAGAGGGGUUUUUGGGCGGUGCGCCACCGGACGCGGUACCCAGAGCGCUGCGCAACGACCUGGGCUCCAAUAUUCACGUCCUGAAGACCCUCAACCUGAGGUUCCGCUGCUUCCUCGCUAAAGUCCAUGAGCUGGAGAGACGAAACAAACUUCUGGAGAGCCAGCUGAAGCAAGCCUCGAGUCAGAGGUAUCAGAGCUACUCGUUUUCCCGUGAGGUGGGCGUCCAGACCGACUCCCAGGAAUCCAGACUGCCAGGCACCAUCUGGAGUUUUAGGCAUGUUUGGAGAAGUGGAGAGCGCCUACAGACCGUGCAGGGGCCCGGGGUCACCUGGACCCACCCGGACGGGGUCGGGGUCCAAAUCGACACCAUCACUCCAGAACUGAGAGCUCUGUAUAAUGUUCUGGCCAAAGUCAAACGGGAGAGAGAGGAGUACAGGAAAAAGUGGGAGGAGGAGGUGAUGAGGAGAGAACAGAUGGAGUCGAUGAUACAGACGCUACAGGAGAACGUUCAGGAGUCCGAAGCCAUCCAGGACGACUUGAACGAGAAGAUCGACAGAUUGAAAGCAGAGCUGGUUGUCUUUAAGAGUCUCAUGAGCGACCAAAUGUCCGACCUCGACACAAAGAUUCAUGAGAAGGCCAUGAAGGUGGACAUGGACAUCUGCAGGAGAAUAGAUAUCACCGCCAAACUGUGUGAUGUAGCUCAACAGAGGAACUCUGAAGACAUGUCCAAGAUGUUCAACGUCGGUCCGUCCAGAGCACCAGCAGACAGAACGGCUGUAGCGUGUCGAAAGAAAGAGAAGAAGCCGGUUUCAGAUGAGGAAACGUCUGAGAUGGACGCAGAUCCCAGCCCAUCAGAGGACGACGUCCCGUUCAACAUCACAGAUGAGAUGAAACGCAUGCUCAACCAGCUACAUUCAGAUAACUCGUGUGUUGCUAGGCGGGAGACAUUCGACAUCGAUGACGACUGUGACAGUUUGACAUGGGAGGAGAAUGACGAUACGCUGUUGCUAUGGGAGGAUUUUACAAACUACAACGUGCCCUGUGCGUUUAACAACGCCAACGGUGCUGUGGACUGCAACGGAGACGCCAAUGACCCUAACUCUCAGGACGGAAGUCUCGGAAGUCUCAUUGAUGAGACGGAGUCUCUCUUCAAGAACAGAGAGCAAGAAUACCAGAAAACCAUCGGACAGAUUGAGAUGGAGUUGGCCACAGCUAAGAGUGAUAUGAACAGACAUCUGCACGAGUACGUGGAUAUGUGCAGUAUGAAGCGAGGGCUGGAUGUUCAGAUGGAGACGUGCAGGAGAAUGAUCAAGGGUGGCAGAAAUUCUCCUUCCGUGAGCUCGUCGGCCAGCAGUGACUCAGGAAACACUAACGAGAUACAGGACGAAUCAGACAAGGAUGGAGAGACAGACGGGCCAAUCAGCUGAUACCUGCCCAGCCUGGUCCCGCCCUCUCCCCGUCAGCUCUCGGGUCUUCCAGCCAACGGUGUUCAGCGGUACCGGUCAAAGAUAAACUGAGCAACGAGGCCCCUCCCACAAAUUUAUAAUCCUGUAGGUGCUUUCUACCGUCUCGGUGUCAGAGAGAGGCGGAGUUCACGAGGGUUGAUUCUGCGCUUCCACCGAUCCAUCGCGAUAAUGUCAAAUACAUCACAGAGUACACUAGGGUAACCAGAUGACCACAAUAACAAAAAUAAAGACAGAGGUCACUUUUAAACACAGAAAACUAUCAACACAGUCUGGAAGAUGGAUUUGUCUUUACUAUUGUCAUUUACAAACAUUGCCCACGUUAUUGACAAUAACAUGUCAGAUCAUUCAAUUUUCUUUGGUUUUCUCAAAAAAAUCACUUUCAUUUUAAUGGCUUAAUUAUUUUGAAGUUUAAAAAGUAUAUUGGUAUCCCUGAUGUAUAAAUACAACUAUUGUUACGAUAAAUAAAUGAAUUGCGUCUCCUUAGAUGGGACGUUGUUUGUAAAACAUGUUAUCGGGGCAUCUGGUCACCUUAGAAUUCACAUCCAAAAUCCACAGGCAUCCUUUGUGCAAAAUGUUUAUUAGAAACUGGAAAAUCUUUGGUUUGUCAAGUGAGCUAUACACCAGAUUGAAAGUCUGUUUUAGACCAAAACCCUCCUGAUAAAAGACAUCUGAAUGAUUUCACUUGGUAUUAUUAUCUUUUGCUUUUUAUAAGAAACGUUUUAUGUACUGUGCUGCAGAACCAUGUUGGCCUUUUGAAGCCCUCUCAUUGGUAAAGAAAAGAGUCGUGAAUGUUUAACGCAGGAUGAUUGAUAUGUUCUAUGCAAACGGUCGGCCUUAUUCCGGAUCUGAUCUGUGUUACCUGUGUUUGUCUUCCUUAGUUUCCCACGCAGGUAAUUUCAUCUGUUAUGUAUAAUAUUUCUGUGUUUUAACAUGUCGACGAGCCAGCGCUGGCCCACAAUGUUUACUGACUAAUCUGUGGACAGAAUCUGUGGAACAGCAGCCCGUCCUGUUGAGCAUCUGCCACAAUGAGAAAAGCGUUUUAUACACAUAAUAUCUCAACUUUAACAGAGCUAUAUGUGCCUAUAUAUGUUGCCAGUUGAUUUUGGAUGGCCUUACUGUAUUUCCAAUUGGAAAUGUACUUACUAACUUGCACAUUAUUUUUAUUGGCAGGGGGACGGAUGCCUAAGAUGUUUCUUUGCAAAGGGUUUUAAAAAGUUUAGGGUGGAGGUUUUGAUUGUAUAUAGAAAAUGGAUGUAGCUGAAGAUAUAUGAUGAUAUCAGCUGAGUAAAUGUAUGUAGAUAUACGUUACAAAAUCAUAUGAUCACAUCAACUGGUACCCUUACAAAAAGUAUUAAAGUGUGCUUUUAGUAUACUUUAAAACUAAAACAAGAACAUAUACCUUCAGUCUAGUUUUUAUGUAAAAUAACAUUUCAGAACAUUUAGCUUGUAGUUGCGUUUUGAUUGCGUAGCCUUAGUAAAUACUUUUUUCACAUAUGCUGUCUUAUAAACAUACAUAUUUACAUUUAUAAUGUAACAAUAUAAAGAAUAUAUAAAUAAUACACCCUAAAUAUGACAAGUUCCCUUAAAGAAAACUUGUAAGUAUACUUAAAGUAUAAAAACUACUACAGUAGUAUAUUAGUAUAAGUUCAGUUGUAGUAUAGUUGCAGCACAAAGUUUUAAACUACUAAUAAAAUGUUUACUUGUAUAAACUAAAACCUGGGCCAAUUUAGUCCCAGGUAGUAUUGGAAUUGUCAAAUCGCAAGUAAACUACAAGUACAUAUACUUAUUUUUUGUAAGGGUUUUAUUACUGGUGGAUUGAUGUUGUGCUGUAACUCAUUAUGGCCAGCGGGGGGCGCUGUUCCAUACAGAUUCACAAGAAGUGGCUUGUGAAGCCUGUAUCUGUAUGUUAAUUGUGUGUUGUUUGCUCAACCUCUGUGGCCUUUGUGUUUGUCUUGCUUGGUGUCUUCUGGAUCUUUUUGCAUUUCAUCUUGAAUGUUUUUGGGUUAUAGAAAAUACAGAAUAUUUUAGUUUUACAUAUGUUAGUCAUAUUAAUCUGAAAUAUGGGGGAUUUGAGUGACCAAUGAUUAAAUAAGAUAAAAAUAUGGUUGCAGGGGAGUUUAAAAAAAGUUUUAUAUUAAAUAAGCUGGCAGGCAGAAAACAUGUUUAGGGUUAUUUUUAUUAUUAUUUUAGCUAAAGAGUCGAUUGUCACUCACAGUUAAGGUUUCAUGUCGUCUGUAAAUCAUAUCAGUUUGCUGUUUAGUUUGUGGAUAUGAAAUUUUAGCGAGUGGAUUAGAUUUCCUAAUCUAUCAAAAAUGUAAAAAAUCUGGUUUUUGAAUUUUAUAAAAAUGUCCUGUUUUUAUAAUGUUCAGGGGGUCAUUGGGUGCUCGCCCCUAUAGAAAAAUGAAACAUGCACUAAUAGAGAUUUUGCCUUUAAACGUGAAACAUUGUUUUUUAUUUUAUUUUGCAUUUUCCAUUGUUUAUGGAGACAAAAUCAUGCUGCUUUUUUCUUUGUCUUAAAUCAGUCCCACUCCCCAUUAAGGGCCAGAAUGUCUCCAUCUUCAAAUCAUUUUAGGUUUUGAAAGAACAGUAAAGAAACGUUGGUCAAGUUAUCAGAAUCAUUGUCAAGCUAUUCUCAGUUCAUAUACACAAGAUUUUAUCCGUUGGUAUUAGACAGUUGGGUUUUAUUAAUCCAUUGUGUCACAUAUUAUCAUUAUUUUAUAGUUCAUGACUCUUUCUUAAGCAUAUGUGGUUUUUGUGCAUGUGUUCAUCUGAACAUUCUCACAAAUGCCAAGCUGAAUGCAUCUCACAAUCAAAUGGUUUUUGAAUUCCUAGCAAAUGUUUAAUUUCUAUAGACCCUCUAUUAGAAAAUGCCAUUAAACCAGCAUUAUCUUUAAGAACACUAGCUACAAAAGAAGACAUGCAAGAAAGUCAAACUAAGAUGUAUAAACUAAGCAGCGUGGACUGUAUCCUUCUCAUAUUCUCAGCACUGUUUAUUAUUAUAUUUUUAUGAUUUUAAUUAUUUUGACAUUGGGAAUUAUGAGUAUUUUUGGUUGAAAUGUUAUUGAGUAUAUCCUCGCAUCGGGUGUGUGAGCUAUUGGUGUAUGUUUCCAAUGAAUGUAAUUGGUGCUGGGGUCAAAGAAAUAAAAUCAUUUUUGUUUGGUCUCUGUU